Microthlaspi erraticum is the source of this 903-nucleotide messenger RNA. The record is from the annotation of a GenBank genome assembly. NCBI's taxonomy places the organism in Eukaryota, Viridiplantae, Streptophyta, Magnoliopsida, Brassicales, Brassicaceae.
AUGGCAGCCUCUCCCACGCACUUGUCUCUCUCCAUUGAUCCUUCUUCUUCCACGUCUCUCCUUCAUCUUCAAACCCAAGCGAUCUUCGGUUCCAAAGAAAAAUUAAAGGAAUUUUCGAAAACCCAAUUGAGAAUUCCCGCUUCUUUCAGAAGAAAAGCAGCGAAUUUGCAAAUGAUGGCUACAGGAAAGACAUCUGGACUGACUCAGGAAACUAAUACAAUUGAUAGAGAAAAUGACAAUGAUGUAUUUGACGACAUGAAACAGCGGUUCCUCUCCUUCAAGAAGCUUAAGUACAUGGACAACUUAGAACACUACAAGAGUCUAGCAGAUGCUCAAGCUCCUAAGUUUCUGGUGAUUGCUUGUGCAGACUCUAGGGUUUGUCCUUCUGCCGUCUUGGGAUUCCAACCUGGUGAAGCGUUCACUGUUCGUAACAUUGCAAAUUUAGUACCUUCAUACGAGUCUGGUCCUACUGAAACAAAAGCAGCUCUCGAAUUCUCUGUGAACUUUCUUAAGGUGGAGAACAUAUUAGUUGUUGGUCAUAGCCGAUGUGGAGGAAUUCAAGCUUUAAUGAGCAUGGGAGACGAAGUAGAUUCCAGAAGUUUCAUACAAAACUGGGUAGUUGUUGGGAAAAAGGCAAAGGAAAGCACAAAAGCUGUUGCUUCAAACCUCCAUUUUGAUCAUCAGUGCCAACAUUGUGAAAAGGCGUCGAUAAACCAUUCGUUAGAGAAGCUUCUUGGUUAUCCGUGGAUAGAAGAGAGAGUGCGAGAAGGAUCGCUGUCUCUCCAUGGCGGCUACUAUGAUUUUGUUAACUGUACGUUUGAGAAAUGGACCGUCGAUUAUGAAGGAAGCAGAGGGAAGAAAGAAGGCAGUGGGAUUGCUGUUAAAAACCGGUCGGUUUGGUGA